AGAGCACGCAUGCAGCCCAUCAUCUCGGUAUUUCAACUUGAAACCUUAUCUCCUUUCCCGUCCUCUCAUCUUCGAUCUUUCGAUGUGUAGUGAAGACUCUUGCUAUCCUCCUGAUCUUGCUGCAAUUUUGUGUUACAAAGCCUACCCAACUCUCGUGUCGGCAGUGACACCGGCAGAGCUUACAAGCGAAUCAAAGAUCGAGCCCGAUCUCCUUCGCAGUGGUAUCCGCUUGGCGGCUUCAGCCAACGCACAUUGCUGGAUGAGUAAAAUUGGUAUAGUGCUUCCGACCGAGAGCCAAUCUUCAGAAGCUUCUAGCGGGCCUACAGGCUUCGGAUUUGGGUUUGCGAUACCUGAGUAUCCUACACGUCCAACAAUAGUCCAUUCUAGACCUUUGUUCCAUUUGAAAACUAAUGACUGGAUGCACCCCUCACAGCGGUGUGUUUCGUCAAGCGGAGGCAACCGUUGGGGAGAAGGCUCCGCCCAAAACCUGAACCAGGCCGCAAAGGAGCAUAUUCUACCCUCAUCACGCAACUAGUUGCGGUACAACAACAGGGAGCAUGGUCCACAUUCCACCUUUCUCGCGUAUGUCCAGACCCGCGAUCACUUGCAUUGCACAUUGACCGUCGCACCUGUUCUCGGCUCACGAAAUCC
Molecule: messenger RNA, 651 nt
Organism: Aplosporella prunicola CBS 121167
Lineage: Eukaryota; Fungi; Ascomycota; Dothideomycetes; Botryosphaeriales; Aplosporellaceae
Exons: 1
Coding region: 83-535 (150 amino acids)
Source: RefSeq, a predicted model, not a curated record